AUUUAUGAAAAUGAGUUUCUACGUAACACUUCCGAGCGAUAGCUCUAUGAAUUAUUUCCCCGAAAAUAAAAUUUCACAUUUUAUAACACGUUUACCUGUUCCCAUUGAAUUAAAAGGUAUGUGGGAAGUUGGUUUGGUUGAAUUGCUAUAUCCGCACACAUGGCACAAUGUGAAUGCAGACAAUAACUUAAUUGGAUUUGUUUUAGAGAAAGAUGGUGAAAUGUUAGGUCGUAGAUUACCUCCAGGAUGUUAUGAAACAGUACCUGAUAUUUUAAAAGCUAUUUAUAUUAAAGAACAUCAAAACAAAAUAAUAUUUAAUUAUAACCCAGUAACAAAACGAGUGAAAAUCAAAGUGAAAAAUAACGCUAAAGUGAUUUUACAUGAUGGGUUAGCCCAAAUGUUAGGUUUUGAACCUAUGGAAAUUACAUCUACAGAUGAUAGUUCCGAAACUGUUGUAGAAAGUCCUUUUGCAGCCGACCCCUGUGCACAUUAUCGUGUAUUAAUGAUAUAUACGGAUAUUGUAGAACCUCAAAUCGUAGGAGAUGUUUUAGCUCCUCUUCUUCGAAUUGUAAGAGUAACUGGUAGCGAUGGAGAAGUGGUGAGUGCACUAUUUGAUAGACCUCAUUAUUUACCUGUGAAUCGGAAAAUGAUAGACACUUUGGAAAUCGAUAUAAGAACGCAUAUGGGAGCAUUUACGCCAUUUGAACGAGGAAGGUCAUACGUGAAACUUCAUUGUUAAAUGAUGUAUCACAAGGACAAGAUGUAAAAGAGGCUGCUAAGCGUCGACUGAAAGAAGCCGGAAA
Messenger RNA from Stegodyphus dumicola, 803 nucleotides. RefSeq lists its product as uncharacterized. Lineage: Eukaryota; Metazoa; Arthropoda; Arachnida; Araneae; Eresidae. The record is from RefSeq and is a predicted model, not a curated record.